Trematomus bernacchii (emerald rockcod) is the source of this 2853-nucleotide messenger RNA. It is a transcript of the gene mlphb, whose product is annotated as melanophilin b. The transcript has 15 exons. The coding region runs from base 215 to 1906 and encodes 563 amino acids. Gene Ontology annotation, molecular function: small GTPase binding; actin binding; myosin binding. Gene Ontology annotation, biological process: intracellular protein transport. Lineage: Eukaryota; Metazoa; Chordata; Actinopteri; Perciformes; Nototheniidae. The record is from RefSeq and is a predicted model, not a curated record. Gene Ontology annotation, cellular component: cortical actin cytoskeleton.
ACCUUUGCAGUGAGUGGAGGAAGGCGGAGAGGAGGCUUGUGUCCCAGCCUUUCUCCCUCCUGGUUAACUAGACAUGUGAUUAGCAUUGCUGUCUGCUACUUAGUUUGCCCUCCAGCCAGUGUGCUCUGCCUUCGGAGGAAAAUACUGCCUGCAGCUACUCUCACAACACCAAGCCCAGCACAGGCUGCCAGCUCCCAGGCUCAGCCUCACCAUCAUGCCUGGCACCACAGCAGGCAAGAAGCUGGAUCUCUCCAAGCUCACAGACCAGGAGGCCAGACAUGUUUGGGAAGUCGUCCAGCGAGAUUUCGACUUGAGGAAGAAGGAGGAGGACAGACUGGGAGACCUAAAGACAAAGAUUGAAAAAGAGGACACCAAGAGAAAGUUGUUGGGGAACCAGAGCAGUCUGAGUGAGUCUCACUGUAUUCGCUGUCUGGAGCCCUUCAAGUUCCUGGUGAACAGCAGGCGUCAGUGUCUGGACUGCCAGCUGCACGUCUGCAAGUCCUGCAGCCUGUACAACAAGAAGGAGCACGGCUGGGUGUGUGACCCCUGCCGCAUGGCCAGGGUCCUCAAGAUCGGUACUUUGGAGUGGUACCACGAAAAUGUGCGUGCCCGCUUCAAGCGCUUUGGCAGUGCAAAGGUGAUGAGAUCACUCUUCAAGAGGUUGAGCGGGGACCACAGUGGCUCUCAGAAUGACUUAGAAGACCCUCAUGGAUAUGAUACACAGAGCAUACCUGAGGUCCACACAGAUGGAUAUGAGGAGCACAGUAUGGACGCUCCAGAAUCACCGCGCUACAAGGAGGCCCCAGUCUCCCAGGAUCUGAUGGAUGGGGGGGGGAGGGAGUCCAUGCUUGCUGAGGCGGACAUGGCGUCUGUUUUUCACCAGAUUUUGGAUGAGAAGCGCAAAGGUCUGGACCUGAGGAUGGCUCCACAGCAAGAUGACCUUGGGUACCCGGAGAGCCAAACUAUUCCCUCUCGCUCCAUGUCCCAGCUCAGCUACUCCUCGUGUGGCAGUGGCAGUGCAUGGGGCCCUCAGGGCAGCUAUCUGCCCGGCCCUGAAGACUCCGAGGAGGACGACCAGCUCUACCCCCUCUACCAGUCCCAUCUGGGCCCCUGCAGCCACACCUCCCAGGAGAGCCUGAACACACCAAACGCCCCACCACAGAUCACUGACCUGAACAGACGUGUGUCAGCCAUUGAGAACCUCUUAAACCACUUAGAGCAGAAUGUCACCUCCACAUACGAUGAGGCGAGCGAGGGUCCUCAGACUCCGAGCAGCUCCUCUCCUCCUCCUCAGUGUGAGGACGUGGACCUGGAGGAGCAGCAGCUGAGGCUGAAGCUGCACCAGAUGACGGACAACAUCAGCGACCACAGCCUGAGCUCUGACGAAGACGAGCCCAGCAGGCCACUGUCCUCCCAGGACAUCCCAGCAUGGAGGAGCCACGAGGCGGACACCAAGCCCACCAGAAUACCUACCAGACCCCCGUCCAGAAGCAGCAUCAUCCUGUGCAGACUGGAGGAGGAGCAGCCUCAGCUCACCGAUUCUCAGAAGACCCCCCCCCUGGAGAACGGGUCCCAGACGGGCUUCAGAGGCUCCACAGCCCUCCUGGUUGAGCUGGAGGACAAAGUAGCUCAGGCAGCUGCCAACGUGCAGAACGCUCAGAGCGAGGUCUCCUACAUAGAGAACAGGAUCGCUGCCCUGAACGCUGCCGGCAUGCCCGUGGACAAAAGAAGACGGUCUGCUAUCCCGGUCCAAGUGAGAAGACUUUCCCACCAUGUUCCCACAAGCCAGGUGGAGAGGUUUGUGAGGAACUCCCUCUACAGGGGCUCCCUGACACAGAGGAACCCCGUGGCUAAGCCCCAAACCAAGGCUACCUGUGCGAAACCAGUGAUGACACAGGGACAAUGAGGAGGAGGCUGAGCAUCAUGUGACCACAUAUAUAUAUAUAUUUAAAAUGUUUCCUUGUGAUAUUGUUGUUUUAUCUUACUGUGAUAUACUGUAUCCAUACCAUAUUUAUAGUAAACUGUUAGUAUGUGCACGUCUUUGGCUGGACUUUGAUUUGUACGCACAUUAAUGCAUUCAACUGUGCUGUUUUAAUCUCAAAUCUAGAUAUGAGUUAUGUGUUUACAUGAAAACAUACACAAAUAUAUUUAUACAUACAUAAAAUAAACAUUUUAAAUGGUGUUGUUUGCAGAAGGUCCAAAAAAUGUGCAAUACCAAACUACAAAUCUAGUUUGAGAUUGUUUUUCAGUUUUUACAUUUUGUGAUGUUUUCAUACAAAGUAGCUUGUUUCUUAUUAUUAGGAGUAAGGUUAUUACAGUUAUUGUGGUGUAUAUCAAUCCAAUACUUAUUGUGCUUUAUGCACUUCCUACUGUGCAUUGUGACAAGAUCUAAAAGGAAUUCAUUGUAUGUUUUCUGUUCUCUAUACAGUAUAUGGAUGCCAGAUUAAAUGGACGUUAACUACUUCUAUAUGAUCAGUAGUUUUAUAUGAGCCUGCAUGUCGUCUCUCUCCACUUUAUCUUAUUUAUGUCCUUCACAAAAAAUAUUCUAAAAUUGGGAUUUAUUUUUGUUCUUGUUUAUAAUUUAACAAUGUUUUUCUGAUAUUUAGUGAAAUAAAAAUGCAAACAACAAGCAAAGAACUAUAUAAAAUCAGUAACACAUAGUAUACACAUUUGACAUAAAUAAAUCAUACAUUAUUUUCUUUACACUGUUUGAACAUAGAGAUUGGUGACAAAAAUAUAUAAAAUAGUACUUUAAUUUUUUUCAUUUCAUUUUUUUGUUAAAACAUCACUCUAAUUAUAUGUGUAAAUCUAGUAACACUGUUUGUCUCACUAGUCUUAUUAAAUUGUUUACAA